Molecule: messenger RNA, 1726 nt
Organism: Camelina sativa (false flax)
Lineage: Eukaryota; Viridiplantae; Streptophyta; Magnoliopsida; Brassicales; Brassicaceae
Product: mitogen-activated protein kinase kinase 4
Biological process (GO): protein phosphorylation
Cellular component (GO): cytoplasm
Molecular function (GO): protein serine/threonine kinase activity; ATP binding
Source: RefSeq, a predicted model, not a curated record
GUCCUCUCUCUCUCUCUCUCUCAAUUUCUUUCAUUUUUUUCGACGAACCUUCAUUUCUCUUUUUUUUUUUCUCUGAUUUGAUCGCUUCGAAGAACGAAUCAAUUCAAGUUUGCCUCCCUAACCCUAGAAGACGAAAACGCACGAAGAAGAAGACGAAGUCGAACUUGAACUUGAAGACAACGACUGACUGAUUCAAAGAAGAGAAGAAGAUCUUCUUUAUAUAUAUGUAUAACAACUUCAAUCUUCAAUCGAGCUUUGCAAUUUUCAGAUCGUGAAAUCGAAAGCUAUGAAACCGAUUCAAUCGCCACCAGGAGGAGUAUCAUCAUCCGUUCCGGUUAAGAGCCGUCCUCGUCGCCGUCCUGAUCUUACCUUACCGCUUCCUCAGCGCGAUGUAUCCCUCGCCGUACCUCUCCCUCUCCCACCACCUACUUCUUCCGGUGGAUCUGCGCCGUCUUCCGGUGGUUCUGCUUCUGCGUCGUCUUCAUCAGCUACGAGCUGUAACAGCUCCUCCUCCUCCUCCUCGGAACCUAAGAACUAUUCGGAUUUAGUGCGAGGUAACCGGAUCGGAAGCGGAGCUGGUGGAACGGUUUAUAAAGUGGUUCACCAUCCGAGCUCUCGCUUAUACGCGCUCAAGGUGAUUUACGGUAACCACGAGGAGACUGUGAGGCGUCAGAUCUGUAGAGAGAUCGAGAUUUUGCGAGAUGUGAACCACCCAAACGUUGUGAAAUGUCACGAGAUGUUUGAUCAGAACGGUGAGAUCCAGGUUUUGCUUGAGUUUAUGGAUAAAGGUUCUUUGGAAGGUGCUCAUGUGUGGAAAGAGCAAGAGCUAGCUGAUCUCUCUCGUCAGAUUCUUAGUGGUUUAGCUUAUCUCCAUGGCCGUCACAUCGUUCACCGUGAUAUCAAACCUUCGAAUCUGCUUACCAACUCUGCUAAGAACGUUAAGAUUGCUGAUUUUGGAGUGAGUAGGAUCUUGGCUCAGACUAUGGAUCCCUGUAACUCGUCUGUAGGUACCAUUGCUUAUAUGAGUCCUGAGAGGAUCAACACUGACUUGAACCAGGGGAAGUACGAUGGUUACGCUGGAGAUAUCUGGAGCUUAGGUGUUAGCAUUUUGGAGUUUUACUUGGGGAAAUUCCCAUUCCCUGUGAGCAGGCAAGGUGAUUGGGCAAGCCUCAUGUGUGCCAUUUGUAUGGCCCAGCCGCCUGAAGCUCCAGCGACGGCGUCACCUGAGUUUAGGCACUUUAUAUCGUGUUGCUUGCAGAGAGAACCAAGGAAAAGGAGAAGUGCGAUGCAGCUUUUGCAGCAUCCUUUCAUAUUAAGAGCAAGUCCGAGCCAGAACAGGUCUCCUCAGAAUCUACAUCAGCUCUUGCCUCCUCCUCGUCCUCUGUCCUCCUCGUCUUCUGCUUCAUCUUCUCCAACCACAUAGCGUUCUCUCUCCCUCCCUCUCUCUCUCUCUCUCUCUCUCUCCUCCUUCAACUUACAUUUUGUCCAAUUUUUGCGUAAGCUUAUCUUCAUUACUAAUCAUUCAAGAUGGGUCUCUGAAUCUUUACAUUUAUUUAGGCGAGUAAAAGAGAGGGUUUAGGGAUGAUUGAAUCAUUUGGGGUUAUUGUUUUUCUAGAAAGAUUUAAGAGAAGAAUGAUAAAAAUUCGUAUGAAUUAUGAUCAUGGUGCUCUGUAUCCUCAAUGUAGUUUUUCUUGAAUUUUUAUUCAUAAAAAGUUUUUGCCUUUUC